AUGCAAACGGCCAUGAUGCCGUCCAUGGGCCCCGCCGACCCUUCUACAUCCUACGAUACGUCUCGUCAACUGGGAAGUGGACAAGCCUUUGGUCAUCCUGGACCACAAGGUCAAUCUUAUCCCUCUGAACCCUCGCCUUCAAGUCACCCCGGCAUGUCACAUUUCUCACCUUCCUCUCAUCCGCAGACUUUGGCAUACCCUUCAAUGUCCUACGACCCGAAUUACUACGGUCAGCAGCCAGAAGGUUGGAUGCCUCCACCUCAGUUUUACCCACCACCUACUACCGCUCAUCAACCUCAAUCUUUCCAAGCUCGCCCACCCUACAACGGCCGCAAUUUUAGCGCUGCAGGUGGCUCGACACGGUAUCCCAGUCAGUCCAACGUUCCUCAGCCCUCCAAUCCUCGGUAUCCCGCGGAAAACCAGCCUUACCAACCCACUUUCUACCCUCAGGGUUACCAAAUGGGAGGCCCUGGACCUGGGACGAUGCAGAACGGUUAUGGAGGCUAUCCGGUGGAUGGGAUGCCAGCCUACAUCAGGGGCGGUCCCUCAGGGUAUGCUCCCCCGUUCCCUUCAGCCGACGGUAUGGAUCCCAGUCAAUUCGCCAAAUCGCUGCCGAAUGGUGGCGAGUCAACGGACGGUUCAAAUAUGCAGUCCGGCGAUGCACCACCUUAUCAUCAACAUCCUCAAUUACCGUCAAUCCCUCCUCCACCUGACCAAGAUUUUCGUCCAGGCCAACCAUACCCCAACGCCAAUCCAUCCCAUCAGCCAUAUCCUUCGUACUACCCCCCUGGACACCCUUACGCGUACGGCGCAGGCGUAGGCUAUCAUCCCUACUUGCCACACCAAGCCAUGUACCCUUCAUUCUCAUAUGAUCCCUCGAUGUCGCCUGUCAACGCACCUCCCCAAUCUCAACCUUCCCAUCGUCAAUCAAACGGUCCGCCAAGCAAGUCACUCAAUCCCGCAGCUGCAGGCUUCACCUUUGCACCUUCGCAAGCUAGAUCACACGACAAUGUCCAGAUACACUCUGACCAGAUGUCACUCCCUUCAUCAGAUCGAUCAGACGUCAAUCCUGUGUACCCUACCCUAUCUCACUCCUCGCAGACUACAUUGAAGCCCGACAUGCCAAAUGGUCAUGCCGAUACAAAGUCUUUGAGCAUCGGCGCGAUCGUCAACGGAGAAGACAUGAAGGGCAUCAACGCUGCUUCGGCACCGAAUGACGACAGCAAUGACGAGGCAAGCGGAGGUUUGGGACUCGAGCACAUGGAGAUGCCACAAGAAAAUGCCUCCACGCAGGAAUCUUCCCUUGCAGCCUCCGUCACUCUGUCUCAGUCCGAAUCCACCCCGGCCAUGUCCCUGUCCACAACGACGCCCACCACCCCCAUUUCCGUUCAGACCCCAAAAGCACCAUCUGACCCUCUCUCGCCAUCUGUGACGACGCCGGAUCCUGCUGCGCCUACGUCAAAUUCCGCUGCACCACCACCUUCAAAGCUCAACUUUGUCGGGCCUACCAUGUCAGGAUACACUUCACCAAAUGCCACUGCGCCUACUACUCCCUCGAUCGCACAGACCAUGUCGGAGAUUCUCUUGCCUCCGUCAGCGGCUCGACAGGUGCCAGCGAAAUCCGUCUCCAAGAGUCAGCCGGCAGUGGAGACUCUGAAGUUGUUUGCUCAACGUCCGAAGUCUCGACAGCUAUCUGGUAAUGGCUACGCAUUGAGUUCACAGAAUAGCAUACCGAAGAAUGUCAAGACAGAGGUGGUCAACGACAUGGCCGCAUCCUCCCGAUCAAGCACGCGUAGACGACCCCUUGGAUUGCCCAUCUUUGUCAGUGCUGGAUCUCGCACGAGGAAAUCACAGCCGCUGCCCGCAUCUGCAUCCCGCAUAACCUUGUCAUUUGGUGAAAUCGGGCCCUCGACAGCUCCAGUGCCUGCUGCGAAAGCACUUGAGCCCUCUCGUCCCAAGACCCCCACGCCACCUGCUCCAAAAUCGAAGCCCUCUUCCUGGGCAGCUUUGUUGAAACCCGAAGGUGCGACCUCUUCCACGACAGCAUCUACUCGGAAUGUCUCGCCCAUAGCCACGUCGACCCCGCUCUCCCCCAUCUCCGACGCAGGACAUCUUGCCAACCCUCCCUCUACGCCUCCAUCACAAUCUCGAGCCGUGUCUUCAGGCACACCCGGCCAAACCAGGAGCGUCCCGCCUACUCCCGCCAGCGUCGCAUCUGGGUCCAAAGUACCGAGAGCGGUGUUCAGCUACGCUGGGGCAGCCGCAGCAGCGGCUACGAUAACACCUCAGCAGGAGCUCGUGAAGUUGUUGAGUGAGGGCAUCAAAGGGAAAGGCAAAGAUGUCAGGGGAACAUUGCCACGAGGUUUGAUCAAUACCGGCAACAUGUGCUUUGCCAACACCAUCCUCCAAGUACUGGUAUACUGCCCGCCGUUUGCCGAAUUACUCGAAGAACUCGGCAAGAGGCUCAAGGCUGACCUUGCACGACGCACGCCUCUGCUCGAAGCAAUGAUCAUCUUUCUUCGUGAAUUUGCCAGUAUGCCUGGCCAAGUCAUCCAUCCACCGCCUUCAGGUACUUCUACACCCAGAUCUGAAGGUCGAGCCAAGGAGCGGGAUGCGAGAAAUGAUGCUUUCAUCCCUGAGAAUGUGUAUGAUGCUAUGAAGGAGAACAAGCGCUUUGACUCGAUGAGGCGCGGCUUUCAAGAAGAUGCCGAAGAGUAUCUUGGAUUCUUCUUGAAUACCCUACACGAGGAGUUACUGUGGCUCCUGUCACAGAGUCAAGGCUCAUCGCGAUCAUCGUCGACCGUUCGACUAAAUGCUGAUGGCGAUGCCGACACCGAGCGGUCCAUUCAACGACCUGUCAGCCCGAAUCACGAGACCACAGACGACGAGCCGUGGCUUGAAGUCGGCAAGAAGCAAAAGACAAACGUGGUGCGCAAUACGGAGAGUAGAGAAACGGCGGUCUCUCGGUUGUUCGGCGGCACUCUUCGAUCUGUACUUCAUAUCCCUGGGUCCAAAGACAGCGUCACUCUGGAGCCAUACCAACCACUCCAGCUGGAUGUCGACUCGCCUGGUGUUUCCUCGAUCACGGACGCCCUUCGCCAAUUGUCAGUGGCUGAAGUCGUCCCCGGUGUCUGGUCACCCAGCCGAGGAAGCAACGUCGAUGCCACAAAGCAAGUGUACAUUGAGACGUUCCCUCCUGCUUUGAUCCUACACCUCAAACGAUUCGUUUUCGAUCCCCGAGAGAUGACAGUGGUUAAAAAGUUCAAGCCCGUGGCUUACGGCACUGAGCUUGUCGUUCCGCCUGAGAUCAUCUCGCCUGGGAGACGCGGCGCCUCGGCAAUCAAGUACCGACUGUUUGGAGUGGUUUAUCAUCAUGGCAAUUCUGCAUCUGGCGGACAUUACACAGUCUCUGUAUCUCGACAAGACGCCGGCGGAUGGAUUCAUUUCGACGACGAAAGUGUAUCAACAGUGCCUGUGGAGCAAGUCAUUGUAUCACCUGAAGAGGCCAAAGAGGGUCGAAGUGGAUAUGUUGGAGUUGGGCAGAGGGAGAAGUGUGCUUAUCUGUUAUUCUAUCUGAGGGUGAGGGCGUAG
Molecule: messenger RNA, 3591 nt
Organism: Kockovaella imperatae
Lineage: Eukaryota; Fungi; Basidiomycota; Tremellomycetes; Tremellales; Cuniculitremaceae
Exons: 5
Coding region: 1-3591 (1196 amino acids)
Biological process (GO): protein deubiquitination
Cellular component (GO): nucleus; cytosol
Molecular function (GO): cysteine-type endopeptidase activity; cysteine-type deubiquitinase activity
Source: RefSeq, a predicted model, not a curated record